AUGUGCGCAUUGCGCGGGGUACCGCUGAGUUUUGAUGUCGGACUCAAACCGUCCACUAUCAAGCGGUCCGUGGAUGGUUUCAGAGCUGACCCGUCCCACCGGGGACAUGUCGGCCAAAGGCUUGACGUCGCUAGUUCGCGGAUGCCAGGAUAUGGAAAAUUGAUUCUGUACCGAACCAAUGUGACAGUCAAUGAGGGACAGGACCCUCAGUUCUCAUGGACCCAUACGCAGACCGACACGAAUAGUUUUAAUGAUUUCUUGCGCUUUGCAUCAAACGUUCCGAAUCUAGCAGAUGAGGACAGGGCUCUCAUUGUGUCUCUCCUAGAGCGAGCCCAGCGAGAUCCCCCUGGAUUGAGCGAGCCACAGUAUGUGAUGCGCUGUGUUGGCUCUAAUUCCACCCCAAACCGCACCGAAAGGUCAGCCAUUUUCCUCCGUCUUCCUUACUAUUCAACCCAAAAAAUGGAUGCAGCCCAAUCCUUUCGAAAGUCUGCCUAUUCUACGCGCAGCCUCCUGCAGUAUUUUUACGACUUGGAGUCUACCCGGCAUCGUGACCUGCAACAAGUAGUUCGAAAAUCGGGAGUCUUUCCAAAGGGCCAUGUUGUUCAUGUCUCUGAAUUAUGGGCAGUGAUCGUCAAUUUUCAAUUCAUUAUAACUAGUGCACCGAUACCACUGAUGGAUAGUGCAAGUCCCUCUUUGGAGAUCAUGAGCCCGCCGACAUCCCAGUCAUCACCUCCUUCCAAUAUUUGUGUCAUCAAUACCGACAAGCGUGUGUUCUUCUUUCCCGUUGAGCUCUGCAAGACGUUCUUUGAAAUGAGAGAUAGGAUUUUCAGAUACUGUCUAGCGGAGGGCCAAGGCCGCAAUGAUGACAACCGCGGGCAUGGAUUCUCCUGGGAUUUUAACAUGUUUACCCAAGACGAUGUUCUGAUCAAAGCAGAGGAUUGGGCCAAACUGACAGCCUCGAGCACAUCGACGCUUCUUCGCAUUCGUAUUGAGACUUUCGUACCGGACACCGCAGAGGAGCGCAGAGGUAAAGAUAAAAAAGGAAAGAGGUUCAUGUUCGAAGAUGACAGGGAAAAAGAGGAGAUGGAGAGAAUGUUCGAUGCGGCAUCUCCUAAAUCAGAGCGAAGUAGACAGAGCCUACCGGAAACAGAUAGACAGGAUCAAUCUGCGCAAAAUCUUGAUUCAUCCGAGACAGGUCAACAGGGUGAGUCUGAGAGAAAUCGUGAUUUGCCCGAGACAGAUGAAGAUGAACGGGGUCCGAACGAGACGGAAGAACCCACCGAGGAUUACAAAUCUGACUGGAACGGCGGGUAUUUUGGUAAGGCUCACUAUACCGGAGCAAGGCAUCGCUUGCAGCGGCGCACCAGUGAUGAGCAUUUCUUCUAUUCCGCGGGCAUUGUGGUCAACCAAACACCUCGUGACAAAAUCCCUGCUCCUUCGAAUAUUUACUUUGAACCAACCAAACCCACCCUCUCUUGGGAUAAGGAGUCUGUUGAUCAAGAUAUUCUUCCCAGGGCGGCAGAUUUGGAAGACCGGAGUGAUCAUAGUCAUCGUUCCAAGACAUCUAAAUCCUUACCCGGAAGUUCGUCUGCCUCCCAGACCUCUUCCCAUGCUCAUCCACCCACUAUCAACUUGGAAUUCCCUCCAGUCUUUACCUGGCGGACAAAGACAACCUCCUUGGUGGAAGAAAGCCUGACCUCAAAGCCAAACAGCCCUCUCGAUAACCCUAGGUCGGAUCAUCUAAAGUCGAAGGUUCAGUCUCCAAAUAACCCACCUGAGGUUUUGAGCGUGGACGAAGAAACAAUGAAGAACCUCUUCGCAGAUAUCAAUAAUGAGCUGCUUGAUCCUACCACUGGAGAUAGUUCGUCAAUCUAUAAACAAGCGACGGAAAAGUCAUACUUUGAUAUGGACCGGGCUAUCACGCAGAGAUAUACCGUUUCUCUUCCCACAUUGAUCGCGGAGCAUGCUGAGAUUGUCCCUGACUUACCCUCGCCGGAAAUGGUACCCUUGAGAAACAUUGUCAGUAGGCUAUGUCGACUGUUCAACUUCUUUGCCCCGCUUUCAUACCCAUGUACUGUCAGCGACAAGUUCUGGGGGGCGGUUCAUGAUCUUCUCACCAUCAUCCCCCAGUAUUGGGACACAUCCUACCCGCAAGAGCUAGCCAAUCAAGCAGGUCAUCAACGGAUGUCGAAGACCUUCCUUAUAGCCAACCUCGGCCGUACUGAAUACUACGACCUCCCUGAAGACGACAAGCUAGAUGAAUUGACCUUCAUCGUGAGUGAAUGCGAAAAAUGCAUGGCAUCCCAUCAAUACUCCACUCGGUCAGAUGCCCUCGAUCAUCUCCUUACGCACGUUUCCGUGAUUUUCCCCGAACAACGCUCGUUAAGCAGCUCGCAAUCACAGUGGGUGGUGGAUUUUGAAGGUUAUCUGACACACAUUUGUCGGGGGGAUGACCGAGUCAUAAUUAAAGAACUGGUAGACUUUUUGGAAAGUUUGGAGAAGAUGGCAGCUCAGAUCCAGCACGGAGUGUCAGCCAAUGGGGAGUUUGACCGGAACACAUACUUCAUCCCGAAGAAUUUGGUUGGUGCCUUCCAGGAUCUCCUGAUGCUAGUCGUGACCAGCGCACAUCUCGUGAAGACCUAUCACAAGAGGCGAGAAAUUUACACAGGUUCCGACCCGUUGCCGACCUUCUCGAUGCCCUCAGACUUAGAUGUGACGGAUGUUGGGGUAGAGGCAGAGAUGUCUAUGGAGAAAGCCAUAACAGACAUUAUCAUGAUGACCUAUACCGACGAGGUAUCCGAUGUUGUCACCUACGAAGCCGUGGGUCCCGCAUUGGUCCUCGCUAUUAUCAUGGGGGACAUCCGCUGCAGAGACUCGCAAAGCAACCAGGUCAACUUAAUCGAGAUCUAUCGUGAACACAUCCGCAACCUGGUCGGUAUCCCUUUCUUGGUCCCUGUUAUUACUCUCAACUUUACUAAUUUAUCUCUAUCUUCUCAGCAAUUCAAAGCGAGUCAAAAUCCCCAGCGACGUCUACUGCAGGAAAUCUAUCUCGUCCGUGAGGAGCUAGAAAUAAUCCAGAAGGCUUCCGAGAGACAGCAGCUCGUUCUCACAAACUACCUAAGCGUCAUAGACCCACACUCUUUCACCAUCACCACCGAGUCCCGGGUCUCGUCAUUUGAGCUCGAGAAAAAGCGGUUACACAAGCUCAUCCGCCAGCUUAAUGCCGAGCUUAGAGAAAUCUCACACCUCAACGUAAAGCUUGACUCCUUGGCCAACCAGACGCUCAGUGGGGUAGACGUGCAACAAGAAGACCAAGGAAAAGCUGUCCUUGUCUUUACCAUCAUGACGGUGGUGUUUACGCCGUUAUCAUUUGUGACCAGCUAUCUCGGCAUGAACACCGCUGACAUCCGCGACAUGAACAGCUCGCAGACGCUGUUUUGGGCCAUCUCUGCUCCGCUGACAGUUGGGAUUAUUACAAUCGUCUUGUUUGUUGCGUUUCAGGUAGAUCGGAUUCGAGAGGCUUUCGAUGCUUUUUGGACGUAUGAUUCUACAUUUGCGGCUAAAUCUGGCUCGGCUGCUUUGUGCGGGAAAGGGUCGAGGAAUCGCAUUGAAGGGCCCUCGAGAUUUUCAACGCCGAAGAAUUGGGUUACGCGUGGCUGGCCUGUGGGGAGGAAGGCUGAGCUGGACGACUCAAUAGGGGUUUAG
Penicillium crustosum is the source of this 3705-nucleotide messenger RNA. RefSeq lists its product as uncharacterized. Lineage: Eukaryota; Fungi; Ascomycota; Eurotiomycetes; Eurotiales; Aspergillaceae. Gene Ontology annotation, molecular function: metal ion transmembrane transporter activity. Gene Ontology annotation, biological process: metal ion transport; transmembrane transport. Bases 1 to 3705 code for a protein of 1234 amino acids. The record is from RefSeq and is a predicted model, not a curated record. Gene Ontology annotation, cellular component: membrane. The transcript has 6 exons.